UACUUUUUCCUCGUACUCGAAGAUACAAGAAACCCGAAAGAUGUCUGGAAGAGGAAAAACCGGAGGAAAAGCGAGAGCUAAGGCCAAGACCCGCUCCUCCCGCGCUGGGCUCCAGUUCCCAGUAGGCCGUGUUCACAGGCUGCUCCGCAAAGGCAACUACGCUCAGCGUGUGGGUGCCGGCGCCCCCGUCUACCUGGCGGCUGUGCUGGAGUACCUGACCGCUGAGAUUCUGGAGCUGGCUGGAAACGCUGCCCGUGACAACAAGAAGACCCGUAUCAUCCCCCGUCACCUGCAGCUGGCUGUCCGCAACGACGAGGAGCUCAACAAGCUGCUGGGCGGAGUGACCAUCGCUCAGGGCGGCGUGCUGCCCAACAUCCAGGCCGUCCUGCUGCCCAAGAAGACCGAGAAGCCCGCCAAGAAAUAAAUACCCGGAACUGGCUUCAACCAAACCAACAACGGCUCUUUUAAGAGCCACA
Messenger RNA from Sander lucioperca (pikeperch), 476 nucleotides. Its product is annotated as histone H2A-like. The record is from RefSeq and is a predicted model, not a curated record. The coding region runs from base 41 to 424 and encodes 127 amino acids. Gene Ontology annotation, molecular function: protein heterodimerization activity; structural constituent of chromatin; DNA binding. Gene Ontology annotation, cellular component: nucleosome. Lineage: Eukaryota; Metazoa; Chordata; Actinopteri; Perciformes; Percidae. The transcript has a single exon.